Messenger RNA from Styela clava, 4300 nucleotides. The record is from RefSeq and is a predicted model, not a curated record. NCBI's taxonomy places the organism in Eukaryota, Metazoa, Chordata, Ascidiacea, Stolidobranchia, Styelidae.
UUAUAUAUUUCAGGCUUAGUUUAUAUUCUUUAGUUUAUAUUCCUUAGUUUAAACUGAUUGGAAAAUAUAAUGUCAGAGCCACCUCCAGAUGUUAUCCCGGUACGAGCAGUCGUUCGGGGACGACCUUUGAUCCCAAAGGAAGUUGAUGAGGGUUGCCAAACUUGCUUGGACUUCUUCAUGGAAGAAAAUCGUGUGAUGGUAAACGGUAGCAAAUCCUUUACCUUUGAUAAUGUAUUUUCGGCAGACGUGAGCCAAGCUGAUGUUUAUGAUAUCGCUGUAAAGCCCCUUACAGAAGGAUUUUUCAAAGGAUUUCAUGCAACUGUUUUAGCAUAUGGACAAACAGGCAGUGGAAAAACAUAUUCUAUGGGAUCUGCACAUUCCGCAACUGCUUCAAUUGAUGAUGUAACUACAGGAAUUAUACCUAGAGUUAUUAAUGAUAUUUUUGACGGAAUUAAUGAUCGUCCAAAUCAUAAUUUCACUGUAAAAGUUUCCUAUCUUGAACUGUACAUGAAAAGUUUGAACGAUUUGCUAUGUUCUCGGACAGAUCGGCAACAAAUUGUAAUUCGCGACGCAGAUGAUGGCGGUACACACAUUAGCGGACUCACUGAACUCGUUGUGGCGAACGUAAAAGAGACAUUUGCUGCAAUGGAUUGCGGGAAUUCGCAUCGUACGACAGCCGCGACUGCAAUGAAUUUAGUGUCAUCUCGUUCGCAUGCAAUUUUUACCAUUCUUCUUGAAAGUGUCAAUAGAGAGGAUGAAAAUGAUAAAGUGUCCUGUAAGUUCCAUCUCGUUGAUCUCGCUGGAUCCGAGCGAGCGAAAAGAACAAAAGCAGAAGGAGAACGCUUACAAGAAGGCAUCAGAAUUAAUGAAGGUCUACUUGCGUUAGGAAACGUCAUCAGUGCUUUGGCGGAUGAAAACCUUCGUUCUGGGCAUAUAAAAUAUAGAGACUCAAAAUUGACUAGGAUUCUACAAGGUUCGUUGGGAGGCAACAGUCAUACUCUAAUGAUCGCUUGUGUGAGCCCUGCAGAUUCAAAUCAUGAAGAAACGAUAAAUACUUUGCGAUAUGCAGAUCGUGUUCGUAAAAUUAAAAAUCGUCCUGUUGUGAAUCGGGAUCCACAGGCUGCUUUAAUUGCGUCGUUGAAAAAGCAGAUACAAAACCUAAAAUUACAGCUUUUGGAACGUGGAUUAGAGUAUCAACCUUUAGGAGCAGAGUCGAUUGCGCCUUCAGAAAGUACCAGUGCCUUGCAACAAAAAAUAAAGAAGUUGUCGAAUGACAAUGACAAACUAACUGAACAAUUACAACAGAGCGUAGAAAAUUACAGUGAAAUGUGUGAGAAAGCCAUCGUGACCGAGAUGUGUUAUGAUAAAAUGAGAGAGCAAUUUUCGGAAAUUACUAAAUCUGCACGCGGAUUACUUGAUGAGUUUCCUGACAUGUAUGUGAUAAAUGAAGAGAAUGAAUCUAUGAAGGAGCGUUACCAGAAACUUCUAUCUCUACAUAAAAUGAUUCUGAAGACUCAUCCUAUGGGGGCAGAAGAAUUAAUGGAGACCGCUUUACAUGGAAAUGACGAAACUCUGGCUCCGAAUGAGGACGGUUCCAUCCAAGGUGACACAGUGUUGGAAGCCACCACAAGUGUAGAUCCUCAAAAUAUGACGCAUGCUAUGACAAGCGAACAUGCCAUGAAAAAGGCUGAUUUAGGAAAGCAGUUACAAGAGUUGUCAAAAGCACUUUCGAUUAAAGAAGAGCUCGCAAAGCGUUUGACGUCAAACGAUGCUCAAAUCAGUGCAAUGAAGGGAGAAUUUGAAGCGAAGCUUCAAUCUUUAGCGAAGGAAAAAGCAAGUUUGGAACUUGCGCUACAACAAGCGCAAAAAACAAAUGAAAGCCGUAAGCUGAGUGAAAAACGAAGACAACGUUUGAAUGAGUUAACAGCUGAAAUUCAGACCCUCAAAAAAGAGAAAAGGGAAAAAGAAAAAUUGGUACGAAUGAAAAACGAAAGUGAUCGCUCAAUCGAAAGACUACACACCGAAAUUCGAGAUAUGAAACGAAACAGAGUCAAUUUGAUGAAACAAAUUAAAGCUGAGAAUGAAAAAUUUAACGCGUGGAAAAAAGAGAAAACAAAGGAAGUCAAACAACUCCAAGAAAAGAACAGGAAGCGUAAUUUCGAAUACGUGAAACUGGAAAGAACGUACGAUAAACAGAAGGCAAUCUUAAGAAGAAAAACGGAAGAAGCAGCCGCGGCCAACAAACGCCUUAAAGAAGCUUUGAGCAGAAGAGAGGCUGCUGCCGCAAAACGUAAAGCUUCAGAAAAGCGGACCAUGGAAACCAUAGGACCAAAAAUAAGAGUGUGGUUGGAUGAGGAAAUUGAAGUUCGUACCAGCAUAAGAGAGGUUGAACAUCAUGAAAAAGUGCUUAUUAACGAUCGUACUGCAUUGGCAAAAGAGUUGAAAGAGUGUACAGAUUCGCCGAAGAAGCGGAGACGAACAUUCGAUGCUGAAACUGAUAUACGAGGCUCAAACAGAAAGCUCGAGAUUCGGCAAGAAAUAGAAUUAAAAAGUGCUCAUAUUCAGAGUUUACAGAAUAAAUUAUCAGAAGCGAAAGAGCAUUUAAACUCAAAUACAAAAUGGGCAAAUAUUGGAACUCUUGUUGAUGCUAAAUAUGCUAUCAAAUAUUUAAUGAAGUUAGCAGUGGAUGCCAAAAUUGAGAACUCUCUACAGAAAGACGAGGCCGCAAAUAUGAAACGGGAACGUGAGGCCGCAGAAGAAAUAGUAAGAGAUCUUCAAAAUCAACUACGACAAACUAUCAACAGACAUGAGAUGGAUAAAACUUUAUUGCAACAAAGCCAUGCGGUUCAGGUUUCAGAUUUGCUCGCAGAAUGCACAUUUUCGAAGUCAAAUAGUUUCCGCGAAACUCCCGAUAACAGCCAAACUGAAAUUUCAAAAUAUCAAAAAGAAAAUAAACUUCUCAAACAAGAACGGAACAUAUUACAUAAAAAGUUAUUGGAGAAACGCCCUUCGUCAACUUCCGCUCCUUCGCCAGGGAAAAACCAAUCAUUUUUUAUGCCGAUCAAGCUUAUUGACAAGUCUGUUGAAGAUAUUUUUGAAGAACAAGAUGAAACCUUUGAACUGGAUGAGGAGGACACAGAUUCAGAAUACGCACCAACUCCCAAGAAAAAAAGGAGAAGAACCGGUGUUGUUUCUGGAUGUAAAUGCUCCAAAUCCAAGUUUCGUUGUAAAAAUUCUUUGUGUGGGUGUGUUAAACGGAACAGCAAAUGCGGAAAGAAUUGCAGUUGUUCAGAUGUCGGAUCAGCGUGCUAUAAUCAAGGAGAAGGAAUGAUAAAUGAUGCCGCAAAUGUAACCUUUGACGUAGAGGCCGAGAAGUCUUCAACUCCUACAUUUCUUUUCCCGAAACUUGAAGGCGGUGAUAAGGAAAAUAACCCCGAUAUCAUUCCAAGAACCCCGUUAUCUGGACUCGAGAACUCCACAAAAUAUAACCCGGUAUAUUUCCAAUCACCUAUAGUUGAUGAACCAUCUGCAGAUUCCCAAACUGAAUAAAAUUCCUAGUUGUCUGCAAUUUGCAAUUCUUAUUGACAUGAACAUCAACUAGUAUUUAUUGUCACAUAAUUCUAUGUUAUAAUUCCUUAUAGUAGAUGUUCCCAACCGAGGGUCACAUAAGCGCAAAACUGAUUCGAUUUUUUACUACAAGAAAACUCCCUGUACUUCCAAGUUUCAUUGCUUGAUAAGGUUAUUUCACAGCGUGUUUUCAUUUUGUUGAGCAUGAAUUGUUGAAACAUAAUGGGAUAAGGGUUCUAACAAUCAAAAUAACGCUAUAAAUACCACUGGAUUGAUAAACAGGGGGGUAAUGAGUGAUAAAAGCCUACAGAAGGAUGCCACGAGCCAUUUAAGAUUAAGGGAACCACUUCCUUAUAGUCUCAUUAUCUCUCCUCAUUCACAUGGUUGCUGGUAAAUGCGCUUAGAUAUCAGACUUCUUAAUUUCUAAAUCUGGUAUUUAUCGCCGCACAAUUCUACAUUAUAUUUCCUUAUAGUUUCUGCAACUCUUGGCACUUUCGUUGUCGCCUAGAACUUAGCUCGGAGACCAUUAAUUUCUGAGCGUGACCUUUAAGAAACCUUCCUUAGAAAUGUUUUUUAUGGCUGAAUUGUUUUUUAUAAGUGAAUUAUGAUUGCAAAAAGUUAAGCUCUAAAUUACAUAUGCCCACAUUGUUAGCAGAAUAAUAUUUUCAAACAAUGCUAUGCUUUUAUUAAGACUUCCCAAAGUAUCCUAACGUGUCAACCAAAAUUGUGGCGU